Molecule: messenger RNA, 1578 nt
Organism: Phalacrocorax carbo (great cormorant)
Lineage: Eukaryota; Metazoa; Chordata; Aves; Suliformes; Phalacrocoracidae
Source: RefSeq, a predicted model, not a curated record
CUCUGGAUGUGAAGAUUGCCUUUUGUCAGGUCUGUGUUCCUUACAGGUAAAACAAGGGAUUUGGGAAACAAGUGGAUGUGUCAUAUAUUGCCAAACAUUACAACAUGAGCAAAAGCAAAGUUGACAACCAGUUCUACAGUGUGGAAGUAGGUGACUCUACCUUCACAGUUCUCAAACGCUACCAGAACUUGAAACCUAUUGGCUCUGGGGCUCAGGGAAUAGUUUGUGCUGCAUAUGAUGCCGUCCUUGACAGAAACGUGGCCAUUAAGAAGCUCAGCCGACCAUUUCAGAACCAAACUCAUGCCAAACGAGCUUACAGGGAGCUGGUCCUCAUGAAGUGUGUGAAUCAUAAAAAUAUUAUCAGUUUAUUAAAUGUCUUCACACCACAGAAAUCUCUGGAGGAAUUCCAGGAUGUUUACCUGGUAAUGGAGUUAAUGGAUGCCAAUCUGUGCCAGGUCAUUCAGAUGGAGCUAGACCAUGAGCGAAUGUCUUAUCUACUGUACCAAAUGCUCUGCGGUAUCAAGCAUCUUCACUCUGCAGGAAUUAUUCACAGGGAUUUAAAACCAAGUAAUAUUGUGGUAAAAUCUGACUGCACGUUGAAGAUUUUGGAUUUUGGACUGGCCAGAACUGCAGGCACUAGCUUCAUGAUGACUCCAUAUGUGGUGACACGUUACUACAGAGCACCAGAAGUCAUCUUGGGAAUGGGCUACAAGGAGAACGUGGAUAUAUGGUCUGUGGGAUGCAUUAUGGGAGAAAUGGUUCGCCACAAAAUCCUCUUUCCAGGAAGGGACUAUAUUGAUCAGUGGAAUAAAGUUAUUGAGCAGCUGGGAACACCCUGUCCAGAAUUCAUGAAGAAGCUGCAGCCAACGGUACGGAACUAUGUUGAGAACAGACCCAAGUAUGCUGGCCUCACUUUCCCCAAACUCUUUCCAGACUCUCUCUUCCCAGCUGACUCAGAACACAACAAACUCAAAGCCAGCCAAGCCAGGGACCUUCUAUCAAAGAUGCUAGUCAUUGAUCCGGCCAAGCGAAUAUCAGUAGAUGAAGCCUUACAGCAUCCAUACAUUAAUGUCUGGUAUGACCCAGCAGAAGUGGAGGCGCCUCCUCCUCAGAUAUAUGAUAAACAGCUGGAUGAAAGGGAACAUACAAUCGAGGAAUGGAAAGAACUCAUCUACAAAGAAGUAAUGAAUUCUGAAGAAAAGACUAAAAAUGGUGUAGUAAAAGGACAGCCUUCUCCUUCAGGUGCAGCAGUGAACAGCAGUGAAAGCCUCCCUCCAUCCUCAUCUGUCAACGACAUCUCAUCCAUGUCUACGGAUCAAACACUGGCGUCUGACACGGACAGCAGCCUGGAAGCUUCUGCGGGACCCCUCGGUUGUUGCAGGUGACUAGCCGCCUGCCUGCGAAACCCAGCGUUCUUCAGAGGAUGAUGUAAUUUAGGAGGAAAAAUUAACAGGAGUUAAGAGAUGAAAAGGAAGAGAAAUAAAAUACAAAGAUUUAAACAAAACAAACAAAAAUAUUUUCAGCCUGCUUCUCCUACAGAGUUAUGUAAUGCAGCUAAGCUCAAGUGUAUAUUUAACU